Lineus longissimus is the source of this 3399-nucleotide messenger RNA. Its product is annotated as toll-like receptor 2. Gene Ontology annotation, biological process: toll-like receptor signaling pathway; inflammatory response; immune response. The record is from RefSeq and is a predicted model, not a curated record. Lineage: Eukaryota; Metazoa; Nemertea; Pilidiophora; Heteronemertea; Lineidae. The transcript has a single exon. The coding region runs from base 319 to 2883 and encodes 854 amino acids. Gene Ontology annotation, cellular component: plasma membrane. Gene Ontology annotation, molecular function: transmembrane signaling receptor activity; protein binding.
CCGUCGUAUUUUGUUCCUCGCUGUUCAAUCGCUCAAGGGAAGAGUCUCGAACCAGAAAGUUUGGCAACACUUUCCCGGGACGUUACCAUGAUAGAGGUGUCAUACUAUUUCUGUGAUUACGAAUUUCCGAUACAAUUCUUGGUAGUAAUCUUACGAAUUCAUAACCGGAAACCGAAAUUUUGAGGUGAAGGUUGGUUAUUUGAACUCAUUCAUCUCACGAUCUGGAACAUUUGGCGUCAGUGUGUACUGAUUGAUUUUUAGUAUGCUUCCAACUAGUAUUCCAAGGAAAUAACCAAUUGCAAAGGUUGUGGGCAGACAAUGUGUGUCAGUGUGACUGUCAGGAUGCCCCUGACCGCAUGGGUGCUCCUUUUUGUCUGUGGAGCCUCCUCACUCGCCGCGUACGAAACACGCGAUGAAAAGCCGAAAGAGUGCCCAAAGCUCAACGGAUGUUACUGCGAAUUCCUCCGAUACUCAGUAAAUUGUCACAAUAUUACUACCUUACCGAACAUGCCGUCUUGGAUUAAAAGUGCAAAGUUGGAGGGCGGCGGGAGAAGUCUCAGCCCUGCCAAAUAUAACCUUUCUCCUUCUAUGACAUCAAUCUCCUUCAAGGAUUUCAAAGAACUGGAUCUCCGCCAGUUCUUUAUAUCGUCUUCUUCCAUGACUCACUUAUUUUCACUGAAUGGUAACACCCUGGUCAGUCUUCGUGGAGAUGUUUUUCAUACUCUUCCAAGGCUGCAUACUCUUGCAUUGCAAAAUAAUAACUUUACUGGAAUGAGCACGGAACUUCUACGCGGACUGCGACUGAGAAAGCUGGUUCUCACUGGCAGUAAGCUCACUGUGGAUUAUCUUGCACAGUCAAUAUGUCAAAUGGAUGCCACGGAGUUAAUAUGGCUUGACCUCAGUAAUAAUGAACUCAAAACAAUGCCGGAUGAAUUGGUCAAAUGUGUCCCCUCGGUCAGGUUCUUAAAGUUAAGUGGAAACAACUUCUUUAAGCCCGGAUGCCUCGAUUCACUUUCUCUCCUCAUGCCCAGCCGUAUCGUGCUCGACAGAUGUAACAUCACUCACUCAAGGACACUGCAGUUUAUUCGUGGCAAACGGCUAACUUACGCCAGUUUUCGCUCGAAUAAUUUAUCGACGGCUGACGCGAAGACAGUUCUUUGUUACCUGAACUUUCAGACAGUCAAACACCUUUUUAUGAGCAGCAACAAUAUAGGCGACAUUGAUAAUGACUACUUUAACUGCAUCAACGCCAGUAAACGUUCAUCGCCAAUUUUCGAGCUUAGUGAUGGCAAUAUAUCUACUAUCUCCCCGAGUGCCUUUCGACCAUUUCAGCUCUGGGACUCGGUCUCAAUAAACAUUCAUUUUAACUCAGUAAGCAAUGUGUCCUUUUUACUUGGCUUCAGGAGUGUGCAAAUGUUGGAUAUCGGACACAAUGGACUGGGUCACGUUCCCCAAUUCCGUCUUAAUGGGCGAUGUAUGGAAGUCUACCCACGGCAGUUGGUGUUGAAGGCAAAUUACAUUUCUCAUCUGAGAGCGAACGAUUUUGAGUGCUUACCUAAACUUCAACACCUGGACCUAUCAAAUAAUAUGAUGGUGACGCUAACAUCAAAGGCGCUGUAUGCUCUUCACAGUCUGAUAGAGCUCGAUCUUUCGACAAACCCACUCGAACAUUUUGAACACGAAUCCUUACCAAGUAACCUUCGCUCUUUAAAUCUGAACAAAAACUUCUUCCGUAAAAACUCGGUGGGGGAGAUGGAGCAUCUCACCAAACUAGAAAAACUGUUCCUUUCUUGUGCAGGCACGACAGUGCUGCCAAACAGUACCUUAGCAACGCUCAAACAACUUGAAAUAUCAGAGUGGAGUUUCAGAGAAGACUCCAUAAGACAAAUAAUCUCUUCUCUCAAAAAUAUAGAAAUUCUCUCACUUCAACAAAGCAAUAUACACCACUUUCCGUACCAGGAACUGAUGAUGUUGGAAAAUUUAGUAACCCUAGACUUAUCGCGGAAUCGUAUAUCGGCUCUCGAUCACAAACGAAUUUGGAAAAUUCCGAAAUUAAGGAAGUUGAAUGUUGCGUCCAACAAUUUUGAGUGUAACUGUUCGAUGUUACCAUUCUCAGAGUGGCUUCGCAGGCCUCGCCCGAGGAUUGAAAUCAUCAGCUUGUUCAACGUUAAGUGUGCCUCGCCAUCAAAAUAUUAUAAUAUGGCUCUAUUCAAUUUUGAUAAGGACUGUCGAUCGCUGCUGCCGAUCAUUCUACCAUCUACCCUCGGCCCCAUUGGUCUCUUGAUUGCUAUUGUCAUAUUCGUCACCGUACGAUAUCGAGGUUACAUCAGAUACGGAUUGAUGCUAAUCAGGGCAAGAUGGCGGGGCUACGGAUCAAUCGAAGGAUGCAAGUUCAAGUGGGAUGCGUUCGUGUCCUUUAACGGAGCCGACUACGACUGGGUCUACAAUCAGUUGAAGCCGAAACUCGAGGACGAAGCUGGCUAUAGGAUCUGCCUCCACCAUAGGGACUUCACCAUCGGGGAGUUCAUCACAGACAACAUUGUCAAAUGCAUCGACAGGAGCCGGAAAACCCUUCUGAUUCUGAGCGAUGACUUUGCCAAGUCUCAAUGGUGCCAACUGGAGCUGAGUGUUGCCCAACACAAGUUGUUCUACGAUGAUCGUGAUGUUCUCAUCUUGGUCAAACUGAAUGACGUGUCCCCGGAAAACAUCACGGGAACUAUGCAGGUGGUCAUGCGCACUAAGACUUUUAUCACAUGGAGCGAUGCGCUGGCUGAGCAGGACUUGUUCUGGAAGCAGUUGAUCCUUGCUCUAAAACGUCCUCCAGGGGUGGAGCUCGAGGAACUCGAGGCCUGGGAGAAUUUGAACACUUCGGAUGAUGACUAGUGCCGCUUUUACGCACCUCAUCGUUAUAUGGUCAUAAACUCUCCUUCUGGCUAUUGCUUUUUCUUCUUCUCUCGAGCUCAAUGACCGAAUUUCGGCAUUGGUUCGUUGCAUCUAUUCAAGAUAUCGGUCAGUGAUUGACGUGUAUCCUUUUAACUCAUUGGUUUUUAGGCCACAGUGAUUGACGUGUAACUUCUACAACACAUCGGUUGUGAGGACAUAGUGAUUGACGUGUACAACACAUCGGUUGUUAGGCCACAGUGAUUGACGUGGAUAGUUACUAUCAACUGGUUAUUGAAAACGAUGUGGUUGAUGUAAAGAGGAAGCCGUCACAUCGAGUCACGGUGAAUGUGACGUUACAGAUCGCAAUCUUAAUGUUUCAGUUAUGUAUCAAUAUCAGAGAGAACAUGCGGCAAAGGUAGCCGGAUCACGAUUAUCGGUGCUAUUUACCAUUAUUCAAGAUAUAGAGCUACAUACAUCAUAAGACGAGUGAAAUAAAACGUUUGAAUUAUAUACCAA